Messenger RNA from Owenia fusiformis, 2752 nucleotides. The record is from the annotation of a GenBank genome assembly. Lineage: Eukaryota; Metazoa; Annelida; Polychaeta; Sabellida; Oweniidae.
UGACGUCACGAAUUUAGCAUUGCGCAUGCGUGAUUGGAAUGGCAGAAAAACUAAGAAAUUUUCUAAAUAAGUUACAUUCAGCUUAAUUGUAGGAUUAUUCUUCAUUAUGUAGGGGUAAAACAAUACUCGUAGCUAAGUGGAUUGUAUGAUCUUUACCUGGACUCGGAAAUUAUGUAAAUUUCGAGGGAUGAUAAUGCAGAUAAUCUGAUGUGAAUUUUAAUAAUUUGUCAAAAAAAUCUGAAAAUGGCGACGACUGACUUGAAAACUCAAAAUGAACCCACUUCUGCCAAGAAGAUAUCAUUUGGAAAAACAGACAAGCAUAGACCACCUCCUUUAGAUGUGUCAUUUGCCAGCACCAGUAUGGGCCCUAAGACUCCAACCAACACCCUGACGACGCCACGUGAUGCCAAGGAGAAGAAGAUUGGCCACAGGAGAGUGGACGAAGCAGGACAAGUUACCUAUAAAAAGAAACCUACCUCAGAGUUGAUGGCAGCCAUACAAUUGGGCAUUGGACAAAGCAUAGGAAGCCUUACAUCUAAACCAGAGAGGGAUGUUCUAAUGCAAGAUUUCUAUGUGGUAGACAGUGUCAUAUUCCCAGGUGAAGGCAGUAACUUGACCCCCGCCCAUCAUUACAGCGACUUUCGCUUCAAGACAUACGCACCAAUAGCAUUCAGAUAUUUUAGAGAGCUCUUCGGCAUACAACCUGAUGAUUUUCUUGUGUCCCUGUGUGAUGAGCCUCUGAGAGAACUAUCAAACCCAGGGGCCAGUGGGAGCAUAUUCUAUAUAACAAAUGAUGAUGAGUUCAUUAUAAAAACAGUUCAACAUAAAGAAGCAGAGUUUUUGCAAAAAUUAUUACCAGGAUAUUAUAUGAAUUUGAAUCAGAAUCCGAGGACGCUACUUCCAAAGUUCUAUGGUUUAUAUUGUUACCAGUGUGGUGGAAAAAAUAUUCGGUUUAUUGUAAUGAACAAUUUGCUGCCAACGACUGUAAAACUACAUGAAAAAUAUGAUUUAAAAGGCAGUACAUAUAAACGAAAAGCGUCCAAAUCAGAAAGAGCAAAAAGCUGUCCAACCUGGAAAGACCUUGAUUAUAUGGAGUUACACCAGGAAGGCAUAUUACUAGAGCAAGACACAUAUGUAGCUUUAAUGAAGACUAUUGCCAGAGAUUGUAGGGUGUUAGAAAGUUUUAAAAUUAUGGACUACAGUCUUUUACUGGGAGUACACAAUAUAGACAAGUCAUUUCAAGAAAAAUCAUCUCCGGAAAUAUCCUCACCCGGGAAACCUAACUCUGCCGGAGCAAACUCUAAUUCUUCAGAAAACCCAGGUGCUAUAAAAACUACAAAUCUGCAGCGUAAUAAGUCAAUGAAGACACGUUUAGCAGCAUUCUCUACAGCGAUGGAGUCUAUACAAGCAGAAUCUGAACCAGUAGAACUAGAGGAUGCUGAUGUACCGCCGGGUGGUAUUCCAGCAAGGAACAGUCGGGGAGAGAGGUUACUUCUAUAUAUGGGACUUAUUGAUAUUCUACAGAGCUACAGGGCCAAGAAAAAGCUAGAGCAUGCAUUGAAAGCCAUGGUCCAUGACGGGGAUACCAUUUCAGUACACAGGCCAAAUUUUUAUGCACAAAGAUUUCAAAAUUUCUUUGAACAAUCAGUAUUUAAGAAGAUUCCCUCUCAUAUGUUUAAAUCACAGAUAAAUCAUCUGAAUACAUUGGCACUGAAGCAUUCCCCAUCUAAGAAAAAGGGAGCCUCUAGGAACAGGUCUAUGACUGAGACAGAAACCAGAGCUCCAGAAAAACUCAGAACUAGUAGUUUAGGUCCAAAUGAUGAAAGAGGUGCAAUAGGUGGCAGGCCAGAUUUAUUACCAACCUCAUCAACGCCACCACCAACAUUUGCGGAGUCGCAAGCCGAGGCUCUCCAUGACAGGAUGUCACAUGACAGGGUGUCAGCCAAUGGGCAGCCAGCAGUUAGUGUUAGAUUGUCAAGUUCAGCAGUUUCAGCAACUAUGUCAAAGACCCAAGAAAGUAUCACUUCGUCAAAUACAACAUCAUCCUACCAUACUGCAGAUAGUGAAAUCCAGUCUAGCCGCUCCCCUAUACACAGUCUGUCUGAGUCAACCCCCACCCACACAGAGUUCACUGAGGGUACCCCUAGCUACACUGCCUCUAGUCCCAGCUGCUCCAGUGACGUUUUAGAUGGCUCCAUCAACACUACAGCACAAACAAUAGUCGAGAAGACAACCAUUAUGACAUCAUCACUCAUGACGGCAGGUGAACCCAGUAAUUCUCCAGCCUCUAAAUCUAUUGAGUUGGAGAAGUCAGGUGACGACAAAGAGGAAGAGGAGAAUACGGAAACUGAAGUGUGAGUACACAAACUACACAUCCUUUCCCAUGGUGCUUGGUACCUCCCCUGCUAUCCCAUGAUGCACUGGUGCCACAUGGUGCUAUCCCAUCAUGCACUGGUGUCCCUUUAUAUUCUCACCUUGGUCUGUUGGUGAAGGCUUUGGAAAAUGAAAUUCUACAAAUCAAUUGAAAAAUAAAUAUAAUUAAGUUACAAUAAGAACCUAACAGCAUGACACAAAUUAAUGUGAAAUUUAAUCAAUCAGUCAUGUCACAGUUUGGAAAUUACAUCAGCAUUAGUGUUUCCCCUUUCUUCGUCUUUCAACCUCUCUAAGAUGUGGUUAAUAUUCAGGUAACAAUGUGAAGGUCGUUCUCAAGACAUACAUGUCACUCAGACAACUAUAACUUAUCCAAUACACA